This is a messenger RNA of Musca domestica (house fly), 7238 nucleotides long. It is a transcript of the gene mbc, whose product is annotated as dedicator of cytokinesis protein 1. Gene Ontology annotation, molecular function: guanyl-nucleotide exchange factor activity; small GTPase binding. Gene Ontology annotation, cellular component: plasma membrane; cytoplasm. Bases 1161 to 7196 code for a protein of 2011 amino acids. The transcript has 20 exons. NCBI's taxonomy places the organism in Eukaryota, Metazoa, Arthropoda, Insecta, Diptera, Muscidae. Gene Ontology annotation, biological process: cell migration; small GTPase-mediated signal transduction. The record is from RefSeq and is a predicted model, not a curated record.
AAAACUUUUCUCCGACGAGUAGGGUGUGUGUUUCGCUGUUUUGUCGCGUGUGUAUUGUGACGAAUGAAAAGUGAAAUGUGAAAAUAAAAUAAUAACAACAACAAAAUAUAGCAAAUACUUGCAUGCAACACCAAAUGUCACGCACAAUGCAAUAAUGUAAAGAAUUAUAUGCAUUUCGUUUAAUAACAUAAAGAAAAAAGAAGAGAAGAAUUUGUCAUCCACUAAUAAAAACAACACUACACUCCAACGCAGUCAAGUCAAGCCAAUGUCGAUCGCCAACAACAACAACAAAAAUAAUGACGAAUUACGGUGAGAAAGAAGAAAUGAGAUAUGACUUUUCUUGUUGAAGAUUAAACCUAACGACGACGACGACGACGUUGCGGCCAGUGAGUGAGUGAUAGGCCCGUUUGUGUUUACAUUCGUUUUUUGUGUUCGUGUGUGUUUGUUAUUAUUGUUGCUCGCUGCUGCUGCUGCUGACCGAGCCAACUCCCCAAUUAAAAAAGCAAAAACAAAACGCAAUAAUAAAUUUAAUUGAAACAUAAUAAAGAAAACGAAAUCUAUUUUUUUCCAUUGCCUGAGAACCCAACACCAAAUCACCUUGGUGUGGAAUGUUGUGUGAAGAUAAAAAGUAAAAAAAAAACAGCAACACAAAAAAAUGAAGAAAAGUGAAAUGUAUCUUCUAAAUAUGACGAAGACGACGGGGUACGUUAUUAUUUAAAUUCGUGUUGUGUGUGAUCAUCAAAGUAUCGUCGUUUGGCGGUGCCAAAGAGUUGCAAAACUCAUUCGAAUCAAAACCAAGCAACUGUAACAACAACAACAACAACUAUGAAUCUAUUAAAGUGAAAUCCAAAUAAUGGCAUACUUCAAAGUGAAUAUCAUUUGUCUCCCAGAUAAAAAAAAAAUGCUGUCUGACCUAGUGAAGUGAUUCGUGUAGUUGUUUGUUUUUGUGUGUCCUAACGUGAAUUUGUGUCUGUGUGUGUGUUCGAACGAGAACCAGUCGCAGUGGCAAUUGUAAUUGAACUAUUUGAACUUUGUUCUUUUUGUUAACAAAAAAUAAAUAAAAAAAAACAAUCUAUUUCAAAUUAUUGCAUUUCCCACCCCGUGGAGAAUUUUGUGGAUAUUUUUUCUUUUGACAAGCUGUAUUCUCUAACUCUGUCAAAAUGACUGUCUGGAUGACAAGCAGUCCAAAACAUGUCUUUGGAAUUGCUAAAUGCAAUUUCGAUCAAGACGAUAAACCGCAUCGCCUCAGUUUGGAUGUUGGUGAUGCCGUGGUGAUACUGAAGGAGACGACACAUUGGUAUUAUGGCUAUAAACAACGAAACAAAGACCAGCGUGGCAUAUUUCCCAAAACCUACAUCCAUCUUUGCGAAUAUAAAAUUGUCAAUGGUGAAUAUUGCAUCCAGCGAACUGAAAUCGUUGAGGAAAUCACAAAAGUUCUGCUGGAAUGGGGCAGCAUAAUAAAGCAAUAUUAUCUGAUCAAUCAUCCGGACUUUAAUUGCAUACGCCUGAAAAUGAUUGAUUUGAGCAAAAAUCGGGCAUUGCUAAUAUCCGGCAAUCUGCCAGUGGAUGAAAUGCGUAAAAUCAAACUGGAGGCCACAUCCACCAUUGACACGGGCAACAAUUUGCUGGGUUUGGAUAUGGUGGUGCGCGACGAAAGUGGUGAUAUUUUGGAUACAUCGAAAAUCUGCACCACCGAACUGUAUGAGCAUCACAUGAAUGCCGUCAACAGGAUCAUUAAAGCCAAUCGCCCCCGCACCAUCCACCACGGCCCCAAGCCAUACAAGAACUUCUCGCACAACAUUCUGCUGCAUGUGAAUGCCUUUGUAUGCAAAUUCCAAGAAGAUUCCGAUCUAAUAUUCACCCUCUUCGAUGGAGAAUCGCAUCGACCGAUAAGCGAAAAUUAUGUGGUAAAAUGGUCACGAACGGGCAUUGCCCGCGAUAUCGAUCAAUUCGACAACAAUCGAGUUCUAUUCACCGAUCUGAGCAAGAAUGAUGUCAGUAUUUCGAAAAUGUAUUUGGUCUGCUAUGUGGUACGCAUUGGCUGUAUGGAGGUAAAGGAAAACGAUUCAAAGCGCGCCAGUAUCACCAAUACCAUGCUGACAGCGGCCAGCAAGAAACAUUCACAGCUAUCGAUUAGUUCGAGUGGCUCAUUCAGUGGCACCGAAUACAUUAUGCGCCGGCCAUUUGGUGUGGCCUUCAAGGAUCUAACGCCCAUCAUCAAUAAACCCGAGGACUUCAAGGGAAACGUGGAUAUGCCCUUUAUCCUAUGCGAAAAGGAUAACAUGGACAUUACGUUGAGAAAACUGAUUGCCAACAAAGAUUGGGGCAAAAUCGACUCAAGAAUGUGUGUCACUGUGGAGGUACUUCAGGGCGAUAUCAAACAAAUCAAAGAGGAGUUCCCUCGUCUGCUACACACCAAUGUACCCAUUGCCCGUAAAAUGGGUUUCCCUGAGGUCAUAUUGCCCGGUGAUGUACGUAAUGAUUUAUAUUUGACACUGUGCUCAGGAGAAUUUGCCCGCAUUGCCAAGACAUCGGAAAAGAAUGUAGAGGUCACCGUAAGUGUUUGCAAUGAACAGGGCCACUGUGUCCCCGGGGUGAUGAGCAUUGGAGCCGGCCUGGCGCCCAUUGAUGAAUACAAAUCGGUGGUGUACUAUCAUGAUGAUAAACCCAAAUGGUUGGAAACUUUUAAGAUCCACGUGCCCAUUGAUGACUUCAAACAGUGCCAUUUGAAAUUUGUCUUCAAACAUCGCAGUUCCAAUGAACAAAAAGAUAAAUCUGAGAAGCCUUUUGGCCUGUCUUAUAUUAAACUAAUGCAGGAUAAUGGUACAACAAUAACGCAAGGACAACACAUAUUGGCCGUUUAUAAAAUCGAUCACAAAAAAUUGGAUAAAAACAAUUCCAACAACGUUUAUUUGGAGUUGCCGGCCACUGUCAACGAAUUGCAAGGAGCAAAACCUUCCAAUGGUGGUUUUUCUUUAUUACCCAAAGAUCAAAUGGUGAUUGGCGUUAAUUUGUGCAGCACAAAAUUGACUCAAAGUGUAAGCCUUUUGGGUUUGUUAAAUUGGUCUGCCCAUCGUGAAACGCUAGAAGAAUCCCUUAACGCCUUGUCCAAUGUACCUGGUGAAGAGGUUGUGAAAUUUUUACAAGACAUUUUAGAUGCCCUAUUCAAUAUCCUUGUGGAAAAUGAUAAUCCCGAAAAAUAUGAUCAGUUGGUCUUUAUGAGCAUUAUUCACUUGAUUGAAACGGUGUCCGAUUUGAAAUAUCAACAUUUCUUAACCGUAUUGGAUGUCUAUAUCAAUGAGAGUUUUUCAGCAACAUUGGCUUAUGCCAAACUCAUUGAUGUCCUUCAACGCAAUGUCCAAGAAGCAAUUGAUCCAAAGGAAAAAUCAGUCGAUGGUAUUGAGAUCGAUGAACGCAUCGAGGUUAAACGUCUGUAUAAGACCACAAGAUAUUUACAUUAUGUCAUGAAAUUUAUCAUACGCUCGCGCAUAUUGUUUGCCGCCAUCAAUGGCAAUUCGGAUUAUGAAGAUUUUGCCAAUAAGCUACAUGAACUUUUGGAAAUGUUUAUCAAAAUGAUUGCCUGUCCCACGGACCUCCUGAAAUCAGAGGGAGCAUUGCUGAAAAAUCUUCACAUUAUUGCCACGGAUUUAAUGCAAGUUUUUGAUCCGGUUCGGUUGAGCAUUGUCAUUGUCAACAUUUUAAAACAAUUCCCACCACGACGCUUGACUCAAUCGAAAAUGGGUUGCAUCAAAGAUUUUGUGGACUCAAAACUAUUCCAUUUACCCGAAUGUCGUGCCAUUCUAUUGCCGGUGUUUUGUAAUCACAUCAAGGAUCGUUUGGAGAGCAAAGAGGAGGGCGAUACGAAAUCCGAUAUCUGGCAACAAGAAAAAAAUCUUUCGAAAGCAGCCAAAGUUCUUGGACAAUUAAAAUCGCAACUGCACACCCGUGAAACGACAGCUAAACAAAAGGUCACCGAAUGUAUAAACAUCAUGAACAACAUUUUGAAAUUGCUAUAUCGCAAAGAUAUUGGUCACACACACAACGACAUACGUGACAUUAUGUUGAUCCUGCUGAGAACGGUGAUCAAAACUUCACACAACCUCGAUCGGGAAAAUCAAUUGGUUGCCAAUUUGGUGGCCAUUAUGUUGGGCAUACUCCAGUGUAUGGAUGCAUCACAUUAUGAGAUCUUUGUACGUCAUUUAAAUAAUCGUUUUGAGUUGCAAGAUUUCGUCAUAGAAAUUCUCCUGGUAUUCGAGGAGUUGGUGUCGCCACAUCAAAAACCCGUUUUCCAGCGGGAUUGGAUGGACAUGAUAAUGCAUCAGAAUACGGUGAUUUUGGGAGCACUGAAACAAUUGUCAAUUGUUAUUGUCGACCAUUUCAUUGAUCCUUUCGAGAAACAGGUUUGGUCGAAUUUCUUCCAGUGUUCCAUUGCAUUUCUGAUACAAUCCCCCUUGCAAUUGAAUGAUUUCAAUGAUACCAAACGUCAGAUGAUAUUUGCCCGCUAUCGUGAUAUACGCAAGGAUACAGCCCAAGAGAUACGUAAAAUGUGGUUCCAACUGGGAGAACACAAACCGCAAUUUGUGCCACAAUUGGUUGAGCCGAUUCUGGAAAUGAGCAUGAUACCCGAGGUGGAGUUGCGAAAGGCAACCAUACCCAUAUUCUUCGAUAUGAUGCAGUGUGAGUACUACAGUUCGAGACUCAUCCAAGAUAGCUAUGGCGAUACGAAACGCAACAAUUCCCAUUAUAAGGCGAACUUCAAUGAAUUCGAAAGGGAAAUGAUUGAAAAAUUGGAUAUCCUUAUUGGGGCGGGCAAGGGAGAUGUGCAAUAUAAGGAGCUGUUCGAACAAAUCCUCCUUGAGAAAUGUAAUGCCCAUAAUAUUCUCAAUGUGGAGGGUACGAAAUUUGUUAAUAUGGUCACGAAACUUAUGGAUCGUCUGCUGGAAUAUCGUUGCAUUAUUCAGGAUGAAAGUAAAGAGAAUCGUAUGGCCUGUACUUUCUCCCUGCUGCAAUUCUAUUCCGAAGUUAAUCGCAAGGAAAUGUACAUACGUUAUGUCUACAAGCUGUGUGAUUUACAUAUGGAAUUUGAUAACUAUACUGAGGCGGCCUUUACCCUGAAACUCCACACGGAGUUGCUAUCCUGGGAUGAUACCGAACUUUCACCUUUGCUGAGGUCCCACCGUCACAUGCAAUGUCGCAGCCAUCGGGAUCUGAAAGAGGCCCUUUAUUAUGAAAUUAUCGAUUAUUUCGAUAAGGGUAAAAUGUGGGAAUGUGCCAUUGACAUGUGCAAAGUUCUGGUACAACAAUAUGAAAAUGAAAUCUAUGACUACAUCAAAUUGGCGGACUUGCUCAAGAAAAUGGCUCUGUUCUAUGAAAAGAUAUUGAAGGAAAUGCGUCAUACCUCCGAGUAUUUCCGGGUUUGCUUCUAUGGCUUGGGUUUUGCAAGAUUUUUGCAAAAUAAAACCUACAUUUAUCGUGGCAAAGAGUAUGAACGUCUCGAUGAUUUUAGUACCCGUAUCCUAAUGCAACAUCCCCAGGCUGAGCUAAUGCAUACACUGGAGACGCCCGGUGAGGAGAUAACACAAAGUGAAGGACAAUAUAUUCAAAUCAAUAAAGUCGAACCCAUCAUGGACGAAGCAUUUGCCAAAUUUACCGAUACCAAAAUAAUAUCCACAGAAAUUGUAAAAUAUUUCAAUAACAAUAAUGUGCAGAAGUUUAAAUUCUCAAGGCCCUAUCGCGAGAGUUCUUGUACCGGCGAUGCUGAUGGUGUGGGUAAUUUGUGGCUGGAACGUACGGUGGUUACCAUUAAAUACCCGCUGCCGGGUAUUCUACGUUGGUUCCCCGUCAUCGAUUCGGAUACGUUUAAGAUUUCACCCCUUGAACUUGCCGUUGAAACAAUGAAAACGACGAACAAAGAUAUACGCGAUUUGAUUAUUGCCCACAAAAACGAUGAAACGAUACCCGUCAAUCCGUUGGGUAUGAAAAUACAUGGUAUUGUUGAUCCCGCCGUCAUGGGUGGCACCAAGAAAUAUGAAGAUGCCUUCCUUACCGCCGAGUAUUUGGAAGAACAUCCCGAUGAUAAGGAUUUGGUAGAGGAACUCAAGGAUUUGAUUGCUGCACAAAUACCACUACUGGAAAUUGCCAUAACGCUGCACAGACAAAAGGUACCCGAAAGUUUGAAACUGUUCCAUGAACGUUUGGAGACAUGCUUUGCCGAUAUGCAGGCUCAGGUUGAGGCCAAGUAUGGCAAGAGGACUUGUGACCUAAAACUUGAUCGUGAUUCGGUAAUAAUGCGUCGCAAUAACUCUUUUAUACCCAGCAUGUGUGAUACCAACAAUCGUUUGUCGGAGACGAGUAUGGGUUCUUCAGAUAGCGGUCUUUCGAAAUCAACAACACGACCUCCAACGAAUUCGAUUAAAUCCACAUUUGGUUUUGCUUUUAAUCCUAGACCCAGUCUUGGCCAUUCACCAAGCACCAAAAGCAAAUCUAAGGAUAAAACACCCUCGAAACGGAGAUCAAUUAAAAAGUUGGAUCGUGACACCUUAAGUUUGCCCGUGGCCAAUAGCCAAUGGUAUACCACACCGUUGACAACGAUAACCUCAACGCCGGAAAAGGAAUCAAACACCUCCAUAAUUUCGGCCUCAAACACUUCAUUGUGUUCCAAGACCGCUGAUCCUAAAGUAUUAACCGAAGAGCUCACCUCCAAACGGCCGUUGCGCUCGGAAAAAGAAAAGGAACGAAGAUUAUCACGGCCGGCCAGCAUUGCAACCCCAACGGCAAGUAUGAAAGGUUUUUCGGCCGCCGAUACCCAAUCGCUGUCGGGAGCAGACAGCAGUAAUCGUAAUUCGGUUGAGACCACCGAUUCAACAUCCGAGGAAGACCUUAUACCACCACCAUUGCCUGCCAAGACACGAGAUUCUACCGAUUUUUCUAGUCUCAAUUAUAGUUUAGAUUGGAAUAACAGUUCAUUUUCGUUGGGCAGUGCCCUUAGCCCGAAUGGUACCAUAACAAGGGGUACUUCAUGUUCGACCACCACUACCAGUAUUGUGAACACCUCAUAUGAAUAUGUUGAGACCAAAAAUUUCCAUAUUACCAGCAGUGUGGUGGCCACGAACUCGAGCAGUGUGUUGUUGGAUGAUAAAAAGAGGCCACCGACACCACCGCCAAAGCCAUCGAGGAAUAGCAAACACAUUCCAUAGAAAACAAAGCAGAAACAAAAAGAAAAAUAUAUUAUAUAAAAA